Molecule: messenger RNA, 3829 nt
Organism: Procambarus clarkii (red swamp crayfish)
Lineage: Eukaryota; Metazoa; Arthropoda; Malacostraca; Decapoda; Cambaridae
Product: epidermal retinol dehydrogenase 2
Cellular component (GO): lipid droplet
Molecular function (GO): oxidoreductase activity, acting on the CH-OH group of donors, NAD or NADP as acceptor
Source: RefSeq, a predicted model, not a curated record
CCUGGGACCACCUGGCUGGUAUAGCUGUGUUGAUCCUGUGACCACCUGGCUGGUAUAGCUGUGUUGAUCCUGUGACCACCUGGCUGGUAUAGCUGUGUUGAUCCUGUGACCACCUGGCUGGUAUAGCUGUGUUGAGCCUGGGACCACCUGGCUGGUAUAGCUGUGUUGUCCCUGUGACCACCUGGCUGGUAUAGCUGUGUUGAGCCUGGGACCACCUGUCUGGUAUAGCUGUGUUGAUCCUGUGACCACCUGGCUGGUAUAGCUGUGUUGAGCCUGGGACCACCUGGCUGGUAUAGCUGUGUUGUCCCUGUGACCACCUGGCUGGUAUAGCUGUGUUGUCCCUGUGACCACCUGGCUGGUAUAGCUGUGUUGAGCCUGGGACCACCUGGCUGGUAUAGCUGUGUUGAGCCUGGGACCACUUGGCUGGUAUAGCUGUGUUGAGCCUGGGACCACCUGGCUGAUAUAGCCGUGCUGUUCCUGGGACCACCUGGCUGGCUGAUAUACGUAUGUAUAGAACCUGUGUCCCCUUGGCUGAUACAUCUGUGGUAUCCCUAGACUCUCCAGACUGACUGAUAGAACGGUGUGUUGGACCUGUGUCCGCCUGGAGGCCACCUGCCGACGGUAACUGGAUUACAGCAUACCUGUGGCCCCUCCCUGCCUCCCACACGGCCUUGUGGGGGCUCCUGCCAUCAUGGACCCACGAGGCGCCAAGAUAAAGGUCUGGGAGGUGAUGGUCGUCCUCACUAGCUUUAUAAUCCUCAAUGUGAAGGCUGUUAUUCUCCUCUUAAUGGAUGUUUACCGCCUCAUCAUACCUCCGGGGGAGAAGUCACUGCUUGGCCAGCUGGUGGUGGUGACUGGGGCCGGUCAGAACCUGGGCCGAGAGUUGGCCUUGCAAUUGGCCCGUCUGGGGGCCAAGACAAUUCUUUUGGAUAUUAAUGAGGAGGAGAAUAAGAUGACUGGAGACAUGAUUGAGGAGGCUGGAGGCGAGGCCCACACCUUCACCUGCGACGUGUCGGACCAGGAGGCUGUGGCCGCCGUCGCUGCCAAGGUGAGGAAAGAAAUUGGUCACCCAGGAUAUGUGUUUAACAAUGCUGGAGUGUACGAGCACAAGCCAUUCCUCUCCCAUACGCCUCAGGAGAUUAAAAGACUUGUUAAUGUUAAUCUUCUUGGAAAUCUUUGGGUGACAAGAGAAUUUCUCGGACAUAUGAUUAAGCACAACCGUGGCCACAUUAUCUGCAUAUCCUCGGUGUUGGGAUAUAUUGGCCGAAGUAAUGUUGUACCAUAUUGCUCAUCCAAGUUUGGAGUUAAAGGAAUGACGGAGGCUCUCGCUGAAGAGAUGAGGAUGGAGAGGCGUUCUGGAGUGAGAGUUACAGCAGUUCAUCCAUUCCUCAUAUCUAAUAUUGAAGAUGUUGCUCCUAACCUCAAGUUUCCAUGGCUCUUUGAAAUCUUGGAACCCAGCGAUGCAGCAUCAAGGAUCAUCAGGGGUGUCAGGAGGAGUCAAGAGGAAAUAUUUCUACCAGAAAAACUGAAGCCCCUCAUGGUGUUCUCAAAGGUAUUACCAAGAAAACUACGUCGCUUGUUUGGAGAUUAUAUGGAAAAUUAGAAAAACUUCUUUCAAACAACCAACUGAUUUAUCAGCAAGUGAUAAUUAAAGAACUCGGGUGUUAAUUGCUCUCAUAAAAAAUGAAAAUGUGCAUUUUACCAUAAAUGAGUUUUUAAUAGUUCAAUGAUCAUUUACUAAAUGCUGUACUCAAAUUUUCAAUAAUAUUUUAUUGUCUGCAGCCGUGAUGUGUUUUAUAGUUUGUAACAUAUUGAUAUGACUCCGUGUUGUCAGGGACGGCAAACUUGCACUUAGAUUUAUCAAGGUUCCGCCUAAACCAACUUCUUACCUUCCCAGUGUUGUCACCCGGUUACCUUGUGUUUAUUUCGGGGAAGCAAUGUCCCUACAGCCCAGUUUCUGACCAGGCCUCCUGUUGUGUAACCCACUAAAGUUGUUUAAUUCCUGGGCACUUAUUACUGCAAGGUGAGCAGAGGCAUCAUGUGAAAGGAAAUGUUGGCCAACUGUCUGUCCUACCCUGGGACUCGAACCUAGGAUCCUCAGUUGUGAGCCGACGACAUAGAUGAUAAUGGAAUAGCUUUUCAAAAUACCUGUAGAGUAACAAGAAUCAAAGAUGUGGACAAACAAUUAGGUACAAUGAUAAAUCGCAGUAAAAUAAAUCAUUUACUAAUCAACAGCCUGACACUACUUUCAAUAUUUUGUCUAAAUCUGAAUUUCUGGAUUAAAGAUUCAAAUUCUUGUUCUGUAUUAUGAUCAUCAUGCCAGUAUCUUUUCACUAAAAAUAUUACCAGGGUGCAGAGCAAUAUGUACAAGGUGUCCCAGAAUUAUCUAUUUCUAUGAAAUUGAACAAAUCUUUUAAAAUCCUACAUACAGGUAAUGUCAUGUUUUCACCAAAUUUUGAUACAAAGAAAUUUAUAAAUCAUAGGUCAAAUCUUUAUUGAGAACUUUUAAUAUGAGCUCUGUCUGUAUCCCUGCAUAUUUAAAAUCUAACUAACAUUGUGAAACACAUUUUGAACAGAUCCAAUUCUUUUAAAUUUGCUAAAGCUCACGAAUUGCUUUGUCUGUAGGACAGAUCCUGUGAAAUUUCCCUGUAAAUCUUUCUCUUAUUUCAUUAACACAAUUCUUUAAUAUGGGAUGACAAUAAAUGUGUUCUUGUGUAUUUAUUAUUAAGGUUAGUGUUCUGAGAGAGAGAGAUGAAAUAAUUUAGAACUUUUUAAAUUUUAAUACAUGUUAAACAUAAUAAACAUCAAUAAACUUAAGUUUUGAACAAGUUUGUCCAAUUUCAGAGAAAUAUAGCUAAUUCAGGGGCAUACUGUACAGUAUACAGUGUCUGCACAACACAUAACACGCACAUCUCCUGUACCAGGCGAGUACGACGGGCUCAUCAUAGCCCAUGCUGCCUGGCACAUUUUGUUCCGAGUGGCUGAAUCUAAAACACCAAAAAGUGUCCACAUUACUAUAUAGUGUUAAAAAUUGGAUUUUCUCAGCUUAUGUUGAUUUUUUGUUAUAAGGAAUUACAAGUACAGUACUGUAUUGUGUUGCAGAAAGAUCUGUUUGAAGUAGAACUAUUUUUUUUAUAAAAUUUACGAUUAAAUAAAAAAGUACAGUAAUGAUUUUUCUAAGACUUAGAUAAUAUUUCAGGAAUAUCAUAUAUAUAUGUAAUUAGACAAACAAUAUUGCUAAUUACAUUUAAUGAACUUAUCUAGAUAUUUAAAGAAUUAUAUAAAACAUUUGUCUUGCUAUAUUUUAUUUAUCUUUUUAUGGUCAUCUUGUUUUAGUGAGCAGCAAGACAUAUAUACUGUACAAACUUAAGGAGGGAAAGGUUAGUAAAAGUAGUUUCAUUAGCUUUGUCAUGAAGCUACAAACACAUGCAGACAUUUGUAAUGAAAAUCACAAAAAUUAAUAGACAAGAUACAGUAUCUCCAUACAUAGAAGUGAAUUAUAUAUUUUGGUUGCAACCCUAAAUGUAAAGCCAAAAUUAGAGAGGAUCCGUGAUGCAAGUGAGCAGUUGCAUCACAUUUCUCUUGCUUUGGCAUCCUUGCAGGUACAAAUGUAUUUCACUUAUAUUGAGAGUGCGUAAUUCUGUAAGUGCGUGUUCAGCAUCUUGACUACUUCUAUCAUGCAAAGAAUCGCCUGUCAUGGCUAUUUGAAAUAUGCAUUCAGUAUGUUUCCCGAGCUGCUACUCUAUUAGAUAUAAGAGGCAUUUUAUAUUGUCAAUGUGUCUAAAUGUGAACAAUUAUAAAGACUAACAUUCAAAUAAAUAUUUGUCUA